Molecule: messenger RNA, 993 nt
Organism: Ambispora leptoticha
Lineage: Eukaryota; Fungi; Glomeromycota; Glomeromycetes; Archaeosporales; Ambisporaceae
Source: the annotation of a GenBank genome assembly
AUGGAAAGUCCAGAAAUCGAGUCUAUUGUGCCUCUACUUGGAAUAAUUCAUGAAAAGCCGGAUCCUCCAGCUACGCCUGUUACCAUUGCUGUUGUUGGCGCCGGCCAAAGAGGUAAAGGAUAUGCUUACUAUUCUAUGGAGAAUCCUGAAUGGCUUAAGAUAGUUGCGGUGGCCGAGCCAAAUGAUUUUAAAAGAGAGAAUAUGAAAAAGCAAUAUUCGAUUCCAGACAAGAAUGUAUUUAAUGACUGGUGUGAUUUAGCUAGCCGUCCUAAACUAUGUGAUGCGGUGAUAAUUUCUACUUUGGAUAAUUUACAUACAGAACCAGCAAUAGCUUUUGCUAAUCUUGGUUAUCAUGUUCUAUUGGAAAAACCAAUGGCUGUCACACUUGAAGAUUGUCGCUUAAUUACCGAAGCCGCUAUUCAAAAUGAAAUUAUCUUUGCUGUGUGUCACGUGCUUCGAUAUACACCUCAUAAUAGGCUUAUUAAACUCAUCAUCGAUUCUGGUAUCCUUGGUGAUAUUGUGAAUAUUCAACACAUGGAACCUGUAGGAUUCUGGCAUUUUGCGCAUUCGUAUGUUCGCGGUAAUUGGAGAAACGAAAAAGAAGCAUCCUUUUCUUUGAUGGCAAAGAGUGUAAGCUCUUUUGGAAACUUAAGACAUUUCCGUGCAAGCAACAAGCCUAAAGAUGCUGGUGAUGCAAAACGAUGUUUAGAUUGUGCAGCAGAACCUUCUUGUCCUUAUUCAGCUAAAAGAAUUUAUCUUGAUCGCGCGAAACGGGGGUCUCGUGGGUGGCCUGUAAGUGUGAUAACAGAUAUUGAAGAUAUUGAAAAUGUCACCAAAGCUUUGGAAAAUGGUCCGUAUGGUCGUUGUGUGUAUGAAUGUGACAAUGAUGUAGUGGAUAAUCAAAUUGUAAAUAUGGAAUUUGAAAAUGGUACAACAGCUUCUUGCACUAUGAUAGCGUUUACUGAAUCCAUUUGUGCUAGAAAGACAAGGUAG